Galleria mellonella (greater wax moth) is the source of this 1916-nucleotide messenger RNA. RefSeq names its product beta-hexosaminidase subunit beta-like (gene GlcNAcase3). The transcript is spliced from 10 exons. The record is from RefSeq and is a predicted model, not a curated record. NCBI's taxonomy places the organism in Eukaryota, Metazoa, Arthropoda, Insecta, Lepidoptera, Pyralidae. Gene Ontology annotation, biological process: carbohydrate metabolic process; glycosaminoglycan metabolic process; ganglioside catabolic process. Gene Ontology annotation, cellular component: membrane. The coding region runs from base 203 to 1870 and encodes 555 amino acids. Gene Ontology annotation, molecular function: beta-N-acetylhexosaminidase activity.
GCUACCUAUAUAUGUAGGUACGAUUUUAGUUUAAAAACAUUUUGAUUACUCCCUCGUUCAGUGUUUGAUUACGUCGUGAAUACAUAGCAAUUCCUAUAUAGGCAGCUAAAAAAAUAAAGAUAUAUAAAUGUUGAAUAUGAGAAUUAUUUUAUUAGAUAAUUUCAUAAGUAUUUAAAUAUAAAAGGUUUUUUGUGCUACAAAAAUGUUGAGAUAUCUUAUAAUUUUCGUUGCCGUUACCAAUUUUUUUGCUACCGGUAUGUAUGUCGUAAAUCCAGGACCCCAAUAUCCACCAACAAAGGGAGAGGUUUGGCCAAAACCCCAAUAUGAGAAAAAAGAAGACAAAUAUUUUACACAUAACUCUUCAUUUAUUAUUACGCCGACAAACUACACCUGCGAUAUACUAAAUAAAGCAAUAGAGAGGUAUGCAUUCACUGUCAGAGCAUUACACAAUAUGGCCCGGCGAUCUAGGAAAAAUAAACCACAUAGACAUAGACAAGUUCGAGGAGCGCCGACCACGGAGAAAUAUGAGGAAGUCCACAGAACUCAUGCUUUGCAGAAAAUGGAGAUAGUGUUAACUUCGCCAUGCGAAGAAUUGCCGCAUUUGAAUAUGGAUGAAAGUUACAGCCUUACUAUUGAUAGAAUAUCGAUACUGAGGUCUGAGUCCGUAUGGGGUGCGCUGAGAGGACUAGAAACGUGGUCACAACUUUUUUACCUCACGGAUAAUUACACUCAAUUAAGGAUAAACAAAACACAUAUAAUGGAUUACCCCCGGUACAAGCAUCGAGGUCUGUUGCUGGACACAUCGCGGCAUUAUAUAUCUGUGUCCAAUAUUCUGAAGACAUUGAAUGCCAUGGCCAUGAACAAGCUAAAUGUAUUCCACUGGCAUAUCGUCGAUGACCAAAGUUUUCCGUAUCAGAGUGAAAAGUUUCCGAAUUUGAGCGCUCUCGGUGCAUAUCACUCUUCCAUGAUCUAUACGCACGAAGACAUCCAGAAGAUCAUAGCAUAUGCCACGGAGCGAGGAAUACGGGUUUUACCAGAAUUUGAUGUACCAGGACACACUCGGUCCUGGGGCGUAGCAUACCCUGACAUCCUGACGAAGUGUUACGACAAAAAGAACGUCAUAGGCUUAGGACCCAUGAAUCCCAUAAAUAACGCCACCUAUACAAUGCUCGGGCAAUUAUUUGAAGAAAUACAAGAAUGGUUCCCUGAUAAAUAUUUACAUGUUGGCGGUGACGAAGUCGAAUUGAAUUGUUGGAAAUCAAAUCCUGAGCUUCAAGAUUAUAUGGCUAAACACAACGUGAGCGCAUAUCAACUACAUGCAAUCUUCAUGCAAAAUGUUAUACCUUUAUUACAGAAUAAAUCGCUUCCCAUCGUGUGGCAAGAAGUGUUUGAUGAAGGUGUUCCACUGUCGAGUGAUACUAUUAUUCAAGUUUGGAAAAAUCAAUGGGUGAAUACCAUGGUUAAGAUUCUUGAAGCUGGUCAUAGGCUCAUAUUUUCCGCGAGCUGGUACCUCGACCACAUAAAGUCUGGUGGUGAUUGGACAGACUUUUACAUAGCUGAUCCAAGAUUAAUGGUGUACAAUGCCACAGGGAAUGACUCUUUGCUGGAUAACAUUAUUGGCGGAGAGGCUUGCAUGUGGGGCGAGGUGGUUGACGAUGCUAACGUUAUUAACAGAGUAUGGCCGCGAAGUAGUGCUGUAGCGGAACGUUUGUGGAGUGCUAGUCUAGCUGCCAGUUACCGCGCCCGAAAAGAUGCUUUGACAGACGCCCGCCAUCGACUAGAAGAGCACACGUGCCGUAUGAACAGGAGAGGAAUAGCCGCCCAGCCACCAAAUGGACCUAGUGCUUGCGUUACACAUAUACAUCAAUAAUUACAUUAUACAUAUGAAUAAUAAACUAUAUUUUACAAUUAUGAAA